This is a messenger RNA of Lates calcarifer (barramundi perch), 3414 nucleotides long. RefSeq names its product SWI/SNF-related matrix-associated actin-dependent regulator of chromatin subfamily B member 1. The transcript is spliced from 9 exons. Gene Ontology annotation, molecular function: transcription coregulator activity. Gene Ontology annotation, cellular component: nucleus; nuclear chromosome. The coding region runs from base 307 to 1413 and encodes 368 amino acids. The record is from RefSeq and is a predicted model, not a curated record. Gene Ontology annotation, biological process: chromatin remodeling; regulation of transcription by RNA polymerase II. Lineage: Eukaryota; Metazoa; Chordata; Actinopteri; Centropomidae.
UGUAGCGUUCGUGGUUAUCGGAAAAACCUCAACAAAAGAUUAGAAGAGUCACGUAUUCGAUAUGUUUACUUUUCACAUUUUAUGGGGCGUGACCACCUACUGUGUUUUUGUAGUGUUCGAUAAUUUUUAUCACUUGUCGUUUUGCACUUGUUGAGCUGACAUGCUCAUAGUUUGUUGUUUAAAUUAACUAAGCUGAAGUGAACGCUGUGUUCAAGGAGGACACUGAUUCCCCACUGUUACCGUGAGCUCCGAACACAUCUGAGGAGAAAGCUACUUAUUAGUUAGCUGGUUAGCGACAGCGAAAAGAUGCAAUUGGCGCUAAGUAAAACGUUUGGCCAGAAGCCAGUUAAAUUUCAGUUAGAACAAGAUGGGGACUUUUACAUGGUUGGGUCAGAGGUUGGAAACUAUUUGCGCAUGUUCAGAGGCUCUCUGUAUAAAAGAUACCCAUCUUUAUGGAGGAGGUUAGCCUCAGUGGAGGAGAGGAAGAAAAUUGUAGCCUCAUCACAUGCCACCAGUGUUACUCUGCUGAAGGCAUCAGAAUGUGAAGAGAUCUUUGAGGGUAAUGAUGAGAAGUACAAGGCAGUGUCCAUCAGCACAGAACCUCCUGCUUACCUCAGGGAGCAAAAAGCAAAGAGGAGCAGUCAGUGGGUCCCCACGCUGCCCAACAGCUCUCACCAUCUAGAUGCAGUGCCUUGCUCCACCACCAUCAACCGCAACAGAAUGGGCCGUGACAAGAAAAGGACCUUCCCAUUGUGCUUUGAUGACCAUGACCCUGCAGUGAUCCAUGAGAAUGCAGCCCAAGUAGAGGCGCUGGUUCCCAUUCGUCUAGACAUGGAGAUAGAUGGACAGAAACUGCGAGAUGCUUUCACAUGGAACAUGAAUGAGAAACUGAUGACCCCAGAGAUGUUUGCAGAGAUUUUGUGUGAUGACCUGGACCUGAAUCCUCUAGCCUUUGUCCCUGCCAUUGCCUCAGCUAUUCGUCAGCAGAUUGAGUCGUACCCCACUGACAGCAUACUAGAAGAGCAGGCAGACCAGAGAGUCAUCAUCAAGCUGAACAUACACGUGGGGAACAUAUCUUUAGUGGACCAGUUUGAGUGGGACAUGUCAGAGAGAGAGAACUCCCCAGAAUCCUUUGCAUUGAAGCUGUGCUCUGAGCUAGGUCUGGGUGGAGAGUUUGUCACCACUAUCGCCUACAGCAUUCGUGGUCAGCUCAGCUGGCACCAGAGGACCUACGCCUUCAGUGAGAACCCACUCCCCACAGUAGAGAUUGCCAUCCGCAAUACAGGUGAUGCAGACCAGUGGUGCCCCCUGCUGGAGACUCUCACUGAUGCUGAAAUGGAGAAGAAGAUCCGAGACCAAGACAGGAACACAAGGCGCAUGAGGAGACUGGCCAACACUGCUCCAUCCUGGUAGAAAGAGACAUGAAGCUACAUUCCUUGACAUAUCAUUUGGAGUCUCUUGUUAUUCUGUCAGUAAAUAGCAUAGUUACACACACACACACACACACACACACACAAGCACACAGGUCACUGACAAAGUAUCUGGAUGUUCCUGUAAGCAUGAACACAAAUGUGGUCUCUGUCUGUGGACAUUUCACACACAUGCAGACAUUCCUCCACACACACAGUUUACUAUCAUCAUGUUUGCCUUCAGGAUGUCAAUCAUGGCAAGAACUCAGAUCUAACCCCAGAUCAAUGUUAACUAGUGUUUUUCAAUGAAGGUUUAUCUGACUUCUGUUUAAGUUACUGUUUCACACAUCACACCAAGCAAGAUUCACACUACACAACAAAACGAAACACUUGACUUUACAGUACGACUGAGAUAAAUGUAUUUGUAUGAAUGGUUAUUGAGAUGACACCAUGACUUUGUGAUGUUACACUGAUCUGGACAGCAUUUGUAUCAACUCUCUCUUGACAAUUGAACAUUUAAAUUCCUCAGACUUGUAUCAGAGGUCUGUCAUUUUCCCUGUUUACCGUUGAAAUAAUGUCUGUAGGGGAAACUGUCCGUAGGCAGUUCUGCUCUAUAUGACCAGUGGUUGGGAUAAUUGAGGCAGGUUCUCCUGUAGAACUGAAACAAUUACUUUAUUAAUAAAUUUGUCGAUCAUCAGAAAAAUGAUUAACUCAUUUGAUAAUCAAAUAAUUAUUUCAGUCACCUUGCAAGCAGAUACAAUGAAAGAGUGUCCUUCAUCCUCUUGUUCUAUCUCAGAUAGGAGUUACUGCUCUUCUUGGUCAGAAAUCAUUGUAAACUGAACAUCUUUGGGUUAUGGCUGUUUGACAAAACAAGACUUUUGAAGACAUCACCAUGGACUCUGGGAAGUACACGAUUGAUUAAUGGAAGAAUAAUUAUGUCCGGACUACCCUGUUUAACCUGCUGCCACUGCAAUCCAUGACAGCACAGAAAUAGUACAGAAUGACCUUAUGAAUAGGGUUUGAACAUUUCUGACGUAGGUGACUGAUACUGGGAUGGACCAAAAAUACAAACAAAUGGUCCCUUUUCUCAUUAUGAUGAUGAGAAUUGGUUAACUACAAAAGCAGAAACUCUUGUGCCAUCAGAAUCAUUGGAAAGAUGCAGUAAUCACAUAAAACAGUAAGGAAACGAUAUAUAUUGGUUAAAUGGUUGGCUGGUUUCUACCUCACUGGAGCGCCAUCUAGCUGAAAAAGACUUUUUGAUACAUCACUCCUUGUUCUGCCCAAACAUGUCUGAGGAACAUUUUCUUUUCUUCCUUAUGAUCAGUUUUUCAUCUUCAAGAGCACCAUAAGGCCUCCUGGACUCUGCACAAUACAGUGAGCAUGAGGCCUCUUCUCUUGUCUUUUAAAUUACAGAAAACAUCCAGGGGCUUUAAUAGAUGUUGUGGCUGAUGUUCGUAUUUUUACUCAACUGAAAUAACCAGUGUGCAUAGUGUGUAUGUAAAUUCAAACACCAUUCCCUGGUAAAGUGACUGCUGUCCAGACAGGUCUUCACACAGUAGCAGUGGUCUAGAUCUCCACUGUGCUUACAGCCAGUCAGAGAGUUGGUUUGAUUUUAGCAUGUAGACUGCAUUCUGAUCUUGGGUAGUGAUUCUGAUCAGUUAUGUGCACCAGUGUUCAUUUGCAUGCUAAAACAUAGGUAGUUCAUACUAUACCCUGUGCAUGAGGGAUUCAUUGUUCCCACUAUUACUUCUGUUUACCCUGUGCCUCGUUGCGUCAGUGUCAGCAGACCUGAGCCUCUAUUUUACUGAGAGUACAGAAGGGAAAAAAACAAUCUGACAAGAACCAAUGUGUCUUUUUAAAGUAAUGAUUUUCAACUUGAACGCGGAUCUGAAAAUGAUAAUGUACUGUCAUGUCUUGUUCUCUUCUUUUUUAAAAUUGCUUUACCUUUUAUAGUGGAUUUGUUUUUUUAUAUGAAAAAUAACAAUAAAGAAAACUUGUUGGAAAU